Gasterosteus aculeatus aculeatus (three-spined stickleback) is the source of this 6522-nucleotide messenger RNA. RefSeq names its product pleckstrin and Sec7 domain containing a (gene psda). The record is from RefSeq and is a predicted model, not a curated record. Gene Ontology annotation, biological process: regulation of ARF protein signal transduction. Lineage: Eukaryota; Metazoa; Chordata; Actinopteri; Perciformes; Gasterosteidae. Gene Ontology annotation, molecular function: guanyl-nucleotide exchange factor activity.
UCAAAUUCCUUGUAUGUCUGAUAUAUUAUGGUAAUAAAUGUUUCCUGAUUCCUGAGAGAAGCGGCUCUAGCAGCGUGGAGUCGCUCUGAGACAGCGAGGAGAGCAGUCGCUGUGGAAUGGCCUGCUUUGAAGCCUGACUGGUGGGGGUCAAGGAGGUUGUUACACGGACCCAGAUCCUCCACAGAGACCAAUCCACCAUGGACAGACCGAGAUCUCCCAGCAGGGACCAGUCCACCGUGGGCCGACUCGGAUCCCCUAGCAGAGACCGCUCCACCGUGGACAGACCUACGUUCUCUGCAGAGCUCCUCCCAGGAGGGAAGGGAGGCCCAAAAGAACCAGGACUGACAGGGUCAACCUGUGAGACCUCUGGUGCAGUAGAAUGAGGUCUCUGAACGGUGCCCGUAGUCCACAGGGAGGGACGGAAACCAGAAAAAUCUGAACCAGAAAAGGUGUAUUUUGCGCUUUAACUUUUACUCUCAAACUUCUUGUUCAAAAUUUUCUCUUGCUGGUGAAAGAGUGGACGACUGCACCUGAAAGCAGCAUGAACCUUGCAUCACCUGAACCUACCACACUCCCCUGACUCUUCUACUGCCAUUACAGACACCUGAACUCACCACAGACACUAGACUCUACUACUGUCAUUACAGACACUUGAACUUACCAUGCACAGGUGUGGAUGUGGGUGGAUUGUGACAUCACUGCCGGGGGUGUGGCCAUACAGAGUAAUGUGCAGUCUGUGUCUUUCCUCUAAUACUUUAAAUUGUCCUUUUAUAAAGCAGCAGGUCACCCCCCCCCUCCCCCCUCACACACUGUAAUAACCUGAGCCAUCUGUCGGAGAUGCUUACCAUUGGCCAACAGAAGAAAGGUCUGCAGGCUGCGGAGGACCUGAUUGGCUGGCAGCUUGCCCAGAAGAAGGGGAGGCUAUGUCAGCUGAUUGAAGGAGAUCGGAAGAGGAAGAGGAGGAGGCGUCACAAGAGGAGGACAAGCCGAGUGGAGCCCGUAAAUCCACGAUGAGCCGGCUCUACUGCAGACAACAAGUGUUCAGAGAGGGAGGAGAGCCCCGGCGUCCUCGCUAACCAAGGGGGAGUUGGAGAAAGGAGGUUACCACGGCAACUCGGGGGACGUUGCUGCAGAGGCGUUGUCGCCGAGGACACGGGACACACAGGUCAAAGGGACGCUGAUGACCUUCUUCACACGGUUUACCGAGUUACAGGAAGGGACUUUGAGUGUCUUGACGGGCCGCGAUGUCCCAGGCAGGUAAAGUUCUCCACCUGUACGUCGAGGUCCGUUCCGUCUCCGAGGAGGAACAUCAGGUGCCCGGAGGAAGCGAUGACGGGACCGCCCACCAGAUGCUUCAGUGCUCCAACGUCAUCCCUCAGUCCCACAGCCCCGACUGCCGCCAGGCUCCACCCCCUGACCCCUCGUCCCCCUCAAAGUCUUCCUCCAGACACUCCGUCAGCUUCCAACUCCAGAGCCCAGACGACACAGGGUGUCCCACCCAGUUCCACAGGCAAGAUCUGUCCCACGAGGGUUUGAGCCAGUUGCCCCAGGUCCUUGCACCCGGAGCAACCGUCCUGGGCCAGAGUGGGUUGCACUUGGGAUGCACCUGUCCCUCCGAUUGGGCUCCCUCCCGGGAAAAGACGCUCAUCUCCCCGUCUGCUACGUCUUCUCUACCCCUCCUGCCCACCGGCCACCGUGGGUCCUUCAAGGUCACGGGUGUCGCGGGCGAGGAGGGGACGACGUCCGUGGUCACUUUUGGCUACAUCGAGAAAGCUAAUGUUUGCGGCGGAGGGGGCGACCAAAGCGUGCGGGGCAGUCCUCUCCACUGGCUGGAAGAGGGGCGCCGGCUCCCAAAGAGGUUGAGUGACCCGGUGCGGUACGGCGCAAUGCCGGGGCACGGGGACCCCUUACCGCCCUCGCGGAGGAGCGGCUCCCCACAAGGCCUGUCUUACCUGCAGAGGGCGAGCCCGGACCCAAUGGCCAGAGACGCCACCUGCAGGGCACUGGAGGAAUUCGGAUCCCCGGGACUCAGGCGCAGAUUUGGCGAAAACAACCCGAGGAACUACAGCCCAACCCUGCCGCGGCACUACCAGCACCCCUCCCCCCGCUGCCGGUCUUGGGGGGGGUCCCCCGUCCUGCCCCGCAGCGCCUUCACCCUGCCGGCCAGCGUAGCCUGCCGUGGAUCGACGAAUGGACUACCCAGAAGCCCCGCCUCCAACCGCCUGUGUUCUCAGACCGGCUGCCCCUCCAACUCGUUAGCCUGCACCUCGUCUCUCUGCUCUCGGGGCUUCCGGGGGGGGGGGCAGAGCCCGAGCUUGUCCAGAAAGUGUCACCCAGCAUUACCGGCGGGGAGGCCCACGGACAUCCAGCACGAGGUCCCGACUGGCCGGUUCUGCACCGGCAACUAUUCCAGUCUAGCCAGCCAUUGUACUAGCACCACCAACAUGACCCACAAUAGCACACAAAGUAUACCCUGCAGUAGUUGUGGUGACGUGUGCAGCAGGCACCCCCGCGACUCGGUCAGCCCCACCUACGGCAGGAGGACCAUCUCCCCAACCAUAAAUUCUGAAGUGGCUUGUAAGUUAGCAGUGGACGCCACCAAGCUGUCUACCACGUACGCCGAGAGGCGGACACCCUCUCCAGGGGCGUCCUCCCAGGCCGGGUCACCGAGGUCAGAGACCAGCAAUGUCUCCUUCCUGAGAGACUCCGAUGACCCGGACCUUCGAUGGAAAACGCCUCGAGCCGGACCGGGGCGCGCCUUGCCUCCUCUGACCAGGAAAGGCCCAUCAUCACCGGCGUCUCCAACCUUGCCUAGUCCGCUGUACCCAACCUCUUCAUCUCCAUCGACGGAGCGGCAUCAUCGCCUAUGCCACGGACCUGAGGAGCCCCCUGAACCCUCCAGGUCGGCUGUCCACGCCAGCCGGUGGGGGUCGGACGUCAGACCGUUCCGGGACAGGGAGGGAUUCGGCGAAGACUGCUUUGGAUGGUUGACUCCCGCAGGGUAUGCUCUAGGCAAAGAAGAGCGCCGCACGGAGGUCAGAAGAGGCGACGGGGAGAGGGAGGAGCUUCAGGACCACAGUGACCCCGCUGGCUCCGCCUCACGGAGCUCCAGUGGGGUCACCGGCAGCACGGCCGAAAGAAACGGGAGCCCGUCCCUCAAAACCUCGAGCCAUUCCAGCCACAACAUGGCAGACACGGGCUCAGGGAAGCAGUCAGAAGGCUCCUCAUCGUCGCGCUCGCAGAAGAUCGCCAGAGCCAAGUGGGACUUCCUGUUCGGGGAGAGAGAAGCUCCAUCUGCGACGCCUCCAGCCAGCAGUUUGCCGAACCCCACCCCUCCCUCCUCCCUCCAUCUGAAACCAGCCAAUCAAAGGAGGGGGCGGGGCAGCGAGGGUCCAGGACCAUUGCAUCGCCAGGUGCGGCAGAUCGUGGUGGAGCCAGUGAGCCCUGACGCCCAAGGCUCCACCCCCAGGACAGGCAUCGUCCGCCACACUCUCCAGUACUCGGAGACUGACUUGGACGCGGUGCCGCUGCGGUGCUACAGGGAGACGGACCUGGACGAGGUGAUGCGGGCGGAAGCUGAGGCGGCAGACGAGGAGGUGGACUCGGCCUUUUGGAGCAACCACAGCGUCCUGGAAAACUCUAGCUGCAGCCCGGCCAACGCCUCCCCUAAACCCCAGACGGGUGGAGACGUGGAGGAUGGAGAAGAAGAGGAGGAGGAGGAGGAAGGAGUGGUGAGCUGGGCCACUGUCCGGAUGCUCGGAGAUCAACAGAGACAAAGGACCACCAACGAAGAAGAGGAGGUCUUCAGUCUGCUGCUGAAGGGGUCGCUGGUGACCUCAGACUCCUGCGACGGCCUCAAGUCUCCGAUCUCCAUCGGCGGCCCCCGCCGCCCCUCUGAGAGCAACCUGGACUCGUUCAGCCGCCACUUCGAGAGCAUCAUGGAGUCUCACCGGGCCAAAGGCACCUCCUACAGCAGCCUGGACAGCGUGGACCUCCUGACCUCUGGGUCCACCUCGGUGUUCACCUUCGACCUGCCCACCCUCACGCCUGAGAUCCAGAGUCAGAUCUGCGAGAGCGCCAAGCAAAUCAUCGAGCUGAGCUUUGCCCCUCUGGCCCACCCGGACCCGCACGCCCCCCCCUCGGAGACGUCUAGCUCCAACGGGGCGCUCGCCACCUCGGGGGAGGGGCUCCGAGGCAGCUCCAAAGACAACGAGCCAGGCCCUCCGGUCCGCUCCAGGUCGGAGAAGGAGUCAGGCCGUCGCCCCGUCCUCAGGGACGGCUUCCGCAAGGCCAGCUCAACGCCGUCACUCCACGGCAGCCCCAGGGAGCGUCCGGUGAACCGCCCCCCCGAGCCGCCGUACCCUCAGGCUGACGCGGCGGAGCGGCUGCCGCUCGGCGGUGACGAGGUUCUUCUGAACGGCAGCAAGGCCGACCUGCAGGCCGCCAGGCGCCUCGCCAAGCGCCUCUACGGCCUGGACGGCUUUCGGAAGUCCGACGUGGCUCGACACCUCGGCAAGAACAAUGAGUUCAGUCAGAUGGUGGCAGAGGAAUAUCUCAGCAACUUCUCCUUCCGAGGUCUCACCAUCGAUCAGGCUCUCAGGACGUUCCUCAAUCGGUUCGCUCUGAUGGGAGAAACUCAGGAGAGGGAGAGAGUCCUCGCUCAGUUCUCAAGGAGGUACAGGCAGUGUAACCCGCAGGGUGUCCCCUCAGAAGACAGCGUCCACACCCUGACGUGUGCCGUCAUGUUGCUGAACUCUGACCUCCAUGGGAACAACGUGGGGAAGAGGAUGUCCUGCAAUCAGUUCAUCACAAACUUGGAGGGUCUCAACGACGGAAGAGACUUCCCCAAAGAUCUGCUGAAGACGCUCUACAGCUCCAUCAAGAACGAGAAGCUCCAAUGGACCAUAGACGAGGAGGAGCUGAAGAAGUCCAUGUCAGAGCUGGCCGACGUCCGAACAGACUCCGCCUCCCACACCAUGAAGCGCCUGGGCGGAGGAGGGAACCUGCUGGUGGGUGUCGCCCAGCAGGCCGAUGGCGAGCUCUACAAGAGUGGCUUCCUGAUCCGUAAAGUCCACGCCGACGCCGACGGGAGGAGAACUGCUCGGGGCAAGAGGGGGUGGAAGUCUUUCUACGCCAUGCUGAAGGGUCUGGUGCUCUACUUGCAGAAGGAUGAGUUCCGUGCAGAGUGCGAGCUGACGGAGGAGGACGUGAAGAACGCCGUCUCCAUCCAUCACUCUCUGGCCCUGAGAGCCGCUGAUUACAGCAAGAGACCCAACGUCUUCUACCUGAGGACGGCCGACUGGAGAGUCUUCUUGCUGCAGGCUCCCAACGCAGAACAGAUGCAGUCGUGGAUCACGCGCAUCAACGUAGUGGCGGCCAUGUUUUCUGCCCCCCCGUUCCCGGCGGCGAUCGGCUCCCAGAAGAGAUUCAGCCGUCCUCUUCUGCCGGGAUCAAACACCAAACUGUCCCAGGAAGAGCAGGUCAAAUGUCACGAGAACCGGUUCAGGGCGGUGUCCUCUGAGCUGGCUGACCUCACGGCCUCCACACCGGACCGGAAGGUCAAAGGUCGCGAGCUGGAGGAGCAGAAGCUCCGCCAGGAGUACCUGGACUUUGAGACCCGGUAUGGGACGUACGCCAUGCUGCUCCGGGCCAAGCUGUCCAGCGGAGACGAGGACCUGGCAGCUUUCGAGUCGCGCCUGUUUGAAGACGGCGGCCUGCAGAGGACGCACUCCAGCCCCACGCUGCCUGUGGACGGCCCCCACAAGGAGAAGAGCCGCGGGGCCGUGACCUCCAAGAGCCUCAAGGUCACGUCGUCUUCGUCCUCCAAGGCCAGUGGCGGCGCUAAAGAGGGAAGCAGGAAGACGAGCGAACCGCAGAAACACAGCAGCAGACCGGAGGAGGGUUAGAGGGUCGGCAAGAUGCAUCAUGGGAAGGAGACAACGGCCUCCUUCUCGACCUUUUCUGUUCUGAGUGGCUCCUCAGAGCCCGGCUGAGAGGUCGAAGGUUGACGGGGGACGAGACGGUCGUUGCCAAGGACGACAAACUCGUUUACAAGUUGAAACAUUCAGGAAGCAUUAACACGGUUUUUAUUUCUCACCCAAACAUCUGAGUUUCAGAGUAAGAGCUUGAGUUCCUGUCAGGAAACUUUAUUUUGUUAAUGAAAGGAGAGCGAGCAGCAGAGACUCACAGGCGCUUUAUCGGUACUUAUGAUCGUUUCCACGCACAGCGACACGCUGACCUCCUGCGGGGGGGUUUCCAUGCCGACCAGAUAAGACGGUGAUGGAGGGGGGCUAACAAGCAGUGUGUGUGUGUGUGUGUGUGUGUCAGAAGUACUACUGUUCAUACAGUAGUACUGUGUUGUAUGAAAACUAUUUAAAGGCUGAAGAUGAAUCCAUCCCAUAAUUGUCAAUCAAUGCAUACCCCUACUUCACCAAUUAUAUAUAUACGUGUGUAUAUGUACAUAUAUACACAUAUGUGUGUGUAUAUUUACAUAUAAAUGUACAUAUAUGUGUAUGUGUAUAC